AUGUUUCUUCUUGUUCAAUUGCUUUUUCUAUUUUAUUUUAUAAAAUCUAUAAAGUCUAUUGAUUGUUUUCAAUGUGUUGGUGAUUAUGAAGGGUUACGAUGUACGCAGCCAUGUAAAGGAGAAGUGUGUGUCAUUUGGAAAUGGAAAACAAAAUCUGAGCUUUUGCUUCAGCAAGGAUGUUUGACAGGUGUGGAAAGACGAUUCACGGCACGAAUUGGUUGCCGAACUAACACUUUGGGAGCUACUCUCUGUGUUUGCAACGAUGGUGAUUUAUGUAAUCGGAUAGAGCGAACUGAAAAUGCAAUUAGAAGCUUACCUGCUAUCUCGACACCCAAUGUUGAGUGUUCCAGUCGUAUUACCGGAACUGAUCUCUAUGCAUCCAAAAAGAUUAACGUAUGCAACUCAAAUUACUGUCAUAUGAUGAAAACAGAAAUAUUCUAUGAUUCUAUGGCUCCUGAUGUCAUCAGCGUUUACAAUUGUGCGGAUGUUGCGGAAUUCGAUUUCGAUGUUCGUCUCAAGAACAGCGUGAACUUUCCGGGGUUAUAUCCCAACGGCUGCUAUAAAAUCCAAAUCCAGCCGAAUGAGGCUACAACGGAUUGUACAUGCUCUAAGAACAACUGCAACACUGGAAUUCCAGUAGUAUCUUCUGGACCUGUUCGAUGUUAUGUUGGAGAUAAUUUCGAGAAUGACUCAACAAUUGACGAGGGGAUGUACUGUAACGGUGAUUACUGUUUCCUUCAGAAAAUGAAUGACAAAUAUGUGAAAGGCUGUCUAUCUGUGAACGAAAGAAACACUUGGAGUCAUAUUAAGAUUGGCUACCGUCACAUCGUUGGUACUGAUCAAUGGCUUUGUCAGUCGCAUCUAUGUAAUAUGGAUUUCCAUAAAUGGAAUCGUUCCAUCACUCCACUUCUAAGUCCAUUGAGCUACCGCUCUAAUCAUUCAAUGAAAUGUUUGUCAUUAUCCUUAUUAUUUAUUAUAUUAUUUAUAUUUUACAAUUGA
Messenger RNA from Auanema sp. JU1783, 999 nucleotides. NCBI's taxonomy places the organism in Eukaryota, Metazoa, Nematoda, Chromadorea, Rhabditida, Rhabditidae. The record is from the annotation of a GenBank genome assembly.